AUGGCUCAAGAUGAAGAGGCAGUGCCGCAGUCAACUCUCGACCACUUCAAAGCGAUACCAUGGUGCGCCAGCCAUCUGUCGGACCCGUCGUUCCGCAUCGUGAGCCUGUCUCGAACACUGAUACAGGAUGGCAACGGUCACUCCCUGAUGGCGGAGACCUGGAACACAGACAAAACCAUCAAAGAACUCAUUUCCAUGUACCGGCCACGCGACGACUCGACUGGCCAGCCCGCCGAGCUUCGCAGGCUCUACACCUUCGGAACCGGCCUCAACGCCCAUCCGAACCUGCUGCAUGGUGGUGUCAGCGCCACCAUCCUCGAUAGCACCAUGGGCAGGAUCACUGUUCAAGACAAGCCCGCCAUAAGAUCGACAUACACCGUCUCUCUGAGCAUCACGUAUAAGAAGCCUAUCACCACCCCGUCCACCAUCCUGGCGCGCUCAUGGAUCUACAAAGAGGAAGGGAGGAAGACCUGGGUUCAUGGGACUUUGGAAAGUGGCACCGGCGAAAUUUAUGCCACCGGAGAGGGUUUAUGGGUCACAGUACAGCCCAGGCUAUGA
This is a messenger RNA of Capronia epimyces CBS 606.96, 558 nucleotides long. RefSeq lists its product as uncharacterized. Lineage: Eukaryota; Fungi; Ascomycota; Eurotiomycetes; Chaetothyriales; Herpotrichiellaceae. Bases 1 to 558 code for a protein of 185 amino acids. The transcript has a single exon. The record is from RefSeq and is a predicted model, not a curated record.